Oncorhynchus gorbuscha (pink salmon) is the source of this 922-nucleotide messenger RNA. RefSeq names its product sodium/hydrogen exchanger 7-like. Gene Ontology annotation, biological process: proton transmembrane transport; sodium ion transport; regulation of pH. The annotation marks the transcript as partial. Lineage: Eukaryota; Metazoa; Chordata; Actinopteri; Salmoniformes; Salmonidae. Gene Ontology annotation, cellular component: membrane; recycling endosome. The transcript is spliced from 8 exons. Gene Ontology annotation, molecular function: sodium:proton antiporter activity. The record is from RefSeq and is a predicted model, not a curated record.
AGACACUUCUUCAGGAACCUGGGCUCCAUCAUAACCUAUGCCUUCCUAGGAACAGCUAUCUCAUGCUUCGUCAUUGGAAACCUGAUGUAUGGAGUGGUGAAGCUGAUGCAGUUCAUAGGGCAGCUGACUAACAAGUUCUACUACACAGACUGUCUUUUCUUUGGAGCCAUCAUCUCUGCCACUGACCCAGUGACUGUGCUGGCCAUCUUCAAUGAGCUCCAUGCAGAUGUGGAUCUUUAUGCCCUGCUGUUUGGAGAGAGUGUCAUGAACGACGCAGUGGCCAUCGUCCUCUCCUCGUCUAUUGUAGCCUAUCAGCCGGCUGGAGCCAGUACACACACCUUCGAUGCCACAGCCUUCUUCAAGUCAGUGGGGGUUUUCCUGGGCAUCUUCAGUGGAUCCUUCGCCAUGGGAGCCAUCACUGGAGUGGUCACUGCCCUCGUGACCAAGUUCACCAAACUGCACUGUUUCCCUCUGCUGGAGACGGCCCUCUUCUUCCUCAUGUCCUGGAGCACCUUCCUAUUGGCUGAGGCCUGCGGGUUCACAGGUGUCGUGGCGGUGCUGUUCUGUGGGAUCACUCAGGCCCACUACACAUACAACAACCUAUCUGAGGAGUCCACCAAGCGCACCAAGCAGCUGUUUGAGGUCCUUCACUUCCUAGCAGAGAACUUCAUCUUCUCCUACAUGGGCCUGGCUCUGUUCACCUUCCAGAACCAUGUAUUCAGCCCCAUCUUCAUCGCCGGGGCCUUCGUAUCCUUUAACCCUGAACAGUGACUACUCUAUAACUCCAGCACCUCCUCCCUGCUGCUUCCACACGACGAGGCUUCAUCUGGAUUUAUCCUGACCUCCAAAGCACUUUAAAGACUGUGUCUUCUAUCCUCCCUUCCUGUGUUGAGCUUUGUUUACCUCUAACGCACCACCACAC